AUGGCUCAAAUCCAAUGGCGGUUGUCCAGAAUCUGCUUUCUUGUGUUUGUGGUCUUGUUGGCAUUUGUUUUCUAUUUUACUAUUUUCAGUAAUCAAUUCACUAGUUCCGAUGGAUUAAAUCAACUGCAAAAUUACUUCAGCCAGCCUUCUAGUACUUCCUACGAAGACUAUGUUGUUCCCCUGGAUGAACAAUUGACUGGAGAGAGCAGAACUUAUCAUAAAGCUGAAUAUCGUCCCUCUGACUCACAAGAACCAAAAUCUCAUGAAAUUGUGAUCCUCCUGGCAAGCGAUGGAAAAUCCUCAGGUGGAAAAAUCCCUCAUAUGUUUGAGCAAUGCAUUGAGAACCGAAUUCAUUAUGCUCAAGCUCACAAUUAUGUAUUUGAAUACGUUAAUGUGUCACAGAUGAGCGUUCCUCCUGUGUGGGCUAAAAUGCCCGCAAUUUUGCAAACUAUGAUUAAGCACCCAAAAGCAAAAUGGAUUUGGUGGCUUGAUCAAGAUGCAUUGAUUCUCAAUACUUCUCUUUCUUUGCAGGAGCACAUCCUUUCUCCACAGAGAUUGCAGGAUGUUUUGCUUAGAGAUACACCAUUACGUUCUCCAUUUAGCGACGACCUCACACGAAAGACUCCGAAAGAAUACUCUUUAGAAAUGGUUAAUACUUUGGGCCUUUUAAUUUCCCAAGAUUUUGAGGGCUUGAAUGCUGGAAGCUUUUUUGUACGCAGAUCGCCCAUGAUGGCCCUCUUCUUGGAUCUUUGGCAUGACAGAUCGUUCCGCGAAAACAAUAUAGCGGACCAUGAGCAGGCUCUUCUUGGCUACUUUGUUCGGUAUCAUCCAGAAAUUGCUGCUAUUAUUGGAGUUCUCCCUCAGACGAUGAUUAAUUCUUAUCCUGUCGGAUGGGAAGUCAUGGGUUGGAAGCCUGGUCAUUUGGUGAUUCAUUUAGCUGGUUGUUGGGUUGAAAAUCGUUGCGAGCAACUUUGGAAUGAGUAUCUUGAGCGGGUAUCAUAA
Molecule: messenger RNA, 1002 nt
Organism: Schizosaccharomyces osmophilus
Lineage: Eukaryota; Fungi; Ascomycota; Schizosaccharomycetes; Schizosaccharomycetales; Schizosaccharomycetaceae
Gene: gmh3
Product: alpha-1,2-galactosyltransferase Gmh3
Exons: 1
Coding region: 1-1002 (333 amino acids)
Biological process (GO): protein N-linked glycosylation
Cellular component (GO): Golgi membrane
Molecular function (GO): glycosyltransferase activity
Source: RefSeq, a predicted model, not a curated record